AUGACUUUUCGAAUGUUCCCUAACGUUUUGAGACGUCAAGUUGGUAGUGGCUUGGCGAAAAAGUUUGUACGUCCUUUUGCUUCAGAAGUCAAUAAUUCUCUGACGACACGUUCCACUUUACUUCCCAAUGGUUUAACUGUCGCUACUGAGAGUAAUCCAUAUGCUCAAACAGCGACAGUAGGAGUUUGGAUUGAUGCUGGUAGUAGAGCUGAAAAUAAAAAGAAUAAUGGUACAGCUCAUUUUCUUGAACAUAUGGCAUUCAAGGGAACAACAAAUCGUACUCAGCAUCAACUUGAACUUCAAAUUGAAAAUAUUGGUGCACAUUUAAAUGCUUAUACAUCCCGGGAACAAACUGUUUAUUAUGCAAAAACAUUUAAACAGGAUAUACCUAUCGCAGUUGAAAUUUUAUCCGAUAUUCUACAAAAUUCGACUUUGGAAGAAAAAGCAAUUGAACGUGAACGAGAUGUUAUUCUGAGGGAACAAGAAGAGGUUGAUAAACUUCUUGAUGAAGUUGUAUUUGAUCAUUUGCAUGCUACAGCUUACCAAGGUCAUUCAUUAGGACGUACAAUUCUCGGACCUAAAGAAAAUAUUUUGUCCCUUAAACGAGAAGACCUUGUUGAUUAUAUUGCCAAAAAUUAUACCGCGGAUCAUAUGGUGUUGGUGGGAACUGGAGGAGUUGAUCAUGAUGAACUUUUAAAAUUAGCAGAAAAACAUUUUGGAAAAAUUCCAACAUCUCCAAAUGCUUUGAAUUUAAAUCAUUACGUUGAGAAGCCACCAUUCACUGGUUCAGAGAUUCGAGUAAGAAAUGAUGAAUUACCACAAGCUCAUAUAGCCUUGGCAGUAGAAAGUGUUGGUUGGACAUCACCUGAUUAUUAUCCCAUGUUGGUUGCCCAAGCUAUAAUUGGAGUUUGGGAUAGAUCUCUUGGAUGUGCACCACAUAGCUCUCCUCGCCUUUCUCAUACAAUUUAUGAAAAUCACCUUGCCAAUUCAUACCAAGCUUUUAAUACAAGUUAUAGUGAUACUGGAUUAUUUGGUAUUUAUCUUAUAUCAGAAAAUAAGACACAAUUGGAUGAUUUGAUUCAUUUUACAUGUAAAGAAUUUUGGAGAUUAUAUACAUCUCCCAUAGAAUAUGAGGUUGAACGCGCUAAACAACAACUUAAAGCUUCACUUUUGUUAAAUCUUGAUGGCACAUCUUCGGUUGCAGAAGAUAUUGGACGUCAACUUAUAACAACAGGUAAGAGAUUAACACCUAAGGAAGUAGAAUCUAUUGUGUCGAAAGUUACUGUGGAUGAUGUUAGGCGCGUAGUGGGAGAAUAUAUUUGGGAUAAAGAUUUUGCGAUGGUCGGCGUUGGGCCAAUCGAAGGACUCCCAGAUUAUAACCGAAUACGAGGAGAUAUGGCUACAAAUCGUUAUUAA
Messenger RNA from Diversispora eburnea, 1416 nucleotides. Lineage: Eukaryota; Fungi; Glomeromycota; Glomeromycetes; Diversisporales; Diversisporaceae. The record is from the annotation of a GenBank genome assembly.